GGAGCAGCUUGGCGGCGGCCCCUCGGCUUCUCAAAGCGCAGAGAUAGGCUCCGUUCCCUCAUCUCUGGAUCGCCAAAUCACGCUCAGCCAACAUGGACCCUGACUCUAAGAGGACCGCGGCGGAGAAAGGGAGCCCGUUGCAACCCCCGGAAGAAGAGGAGGAAGUGGACCCCAGGAUACAAGUAGAACUAGAAAAGUUGAAUCAAUCUACAGAUUAUAUUAAUCGGAGAGAAACGGAACUUGAGGAUGCACGUCAGAAAUUCCGUUCAGUUCUGGUGGAAGCUACAAUAAAACUAGAUGAACUUGUGAAGAAGAUUGGAAAAUCUGUAGAAGAUUCAAAGCCUUAUUGGGAAGCCCGAAGGGUUGCCAGGCAGGCUCAGCUAGAAGCUCAGAAAGCAACACAGGAUUUUCAGAGAGCAACAGAGGUGCUACGGGCUGCUAAGGAAACCAUUUCUCUUGCAGAACAGAGGCUGCUGGAAGAUGAUAAACGUCAAUUUGAUUCUGCAUGGCAAGAAAUGCUCAAUCAUGCCACCCAGCGGGUUAUGGAAGCAGAGCAGACAAAAACUAGAAGUGAACUUGUACAUAAAGAAACAGCAGCCAAAUACAAUGCUGCCAUGGGCAGAAUGAAACAGUUGGAGAAGAAGCUGAAAAGAGCUAUUAACAAAUCCAAGCCUUAUUUUGAACUCAAAGCAAAAUAUUAUGUACAAUUCGAGCAAUUAAAAAAGAUAGUGGAUGAUCUGCAAACAAAAUUGGCUUUGGCAAAGGGUGAAUACAAAGCAGCCUUGAAGAACUUGGAGAUGAUCUCUGAUGAGAUUCAUGAGAGGCGGCGAGCUUCAUCAAUGGGGCCCAGAGGAUGUGGUGUUGGGGCUGAAGGCAAUAGUACUUCAACAGAAGACCUUACAACAUGCAAGUUAGAUUCAGAUAAUGUUUCCAUGGCAUCAGAAGUUUUUGAAGAUGACACCUGCAGCAGCUUUGUGUCUGAAGAAGACUCUGAAACUCAGUCUCUAUCUAGUUUCAGUUCUGGUCCAACAAGCCCUUUUGAUAUACCUGCUCAGUUUCUUCCAAUGACUCGACCUAAAAGCUUGGAUUUAUCUAGCCCCAUAUCACUAUCUGAAUUUGGGGUAUUUCCUCUUUUAGGCCCUCGCAGUGAAUGUAGUGGGGCAUCCUCUCCUGAAUGUGAAAUUGAAAGAGGAGACAGGGCAGAAGGAGCUGAGAACAAGAUACUUGACAGAGUGAACAAGAACAAGAGUGUAGGUAGCAGCUCUUCUUCCAGUGGCCCAGUGCCGGACAAUCAGUUGAAGCAACUUUCCCUACAAUGCCUGAAAGUCAAGGAUGGGAUUUGUGCAGACAAACAAAUAGUACAAAUUGGGUGAAGUAAUAUCCAGGGGCUAAUGAGGAAUUAAUUUAUACACAGAUGUUUCCUGAUUGUCAGAACCUUGUGCCAAAAACUAAUAUGUGCCAAAUUUUUAAGCCUUUACUGCACAAUAAAGGCUUACACAAUUGUUGAGGGCUAAAGUAUGUACAUUGAAAUAUGUAACAGAAAUCUUGGUCAGGACAGAAAUUUUAAAGGACAGAAAUACCAAUCCUUAAGAUAUUUUGUAAUAGUUUGGGAGAAGCAAUAACUAAUACGAGUCCUCUAUGAAAUUUAGGGCACUCUGGCACUCAGAGCAAAGCCAAGUUGGGAGGAUUAGCUGAUAUCUUGUUUGUAAUUUGAGUUGCUGUUUAAUGCCGUAAAAUUCCAGGAUGCUAGCAGAAUAUCCUUUGAAAUACUUUGUAUUGUGUUUGGGUUACCAAAGGAAGCUGCUGCACGUAACAGAAUUUAAGAAUUCAGUCUUCCUAUAGAUUCAUGAGGGUUGAUACAUUAUACCUCAAAGGUAAUUAAAAUGUUAAUUUAAUUUAAUCCCUUUAGCUUUUUACACAGCUGUGGGGAGGAUAUAGACAGGAAGAUGUGUGUGUGUGUGUGUGUGUGUAUACACACAUAUAAAAUGAUGAAAACAAAAUGGUCAGUUGAAAACAUUAAUGUAGGAUACCACUUUGUUGUGAAGUACCAAUCAUCAUAAUCACAAAGCAUAGAUAGGAAGAUUACCCCACAUCCCAUCAAGUAAAAAAGAGAAAUGUGCAUGAAUGGAAUAAUUGCCAUAGCAUUGAUAUGGGGAACAUUUUCUAGUAUCUCUGCAUUAUUAAGUAUAGCAUUUCAGGAGUAGUUAAAAGAGUUAGAAGUUAGUAUUCUUUAAGUAAACUAUAAACAAGAUAGAAAGGAAGCUGAAGCAUGUAAGCAACAACUAUUAGAGAACUGGAAUUGAUGCUAGUAAGAAAUAGUUAAAAGCAUAAAGUUGCUUUAGUAAACUAGUUAACUAGUAGUUAACAUUUCUAAAAAUUGGCCUAGGUCAUAUUUAAUGAAGCAUUACUGAUAAGCAAUAAUCCUUUCAAUAUUUUUUUAAAAUUUGGCUUAAUUUUGUUAUAUUUUGUCAAUGGUAUGUGUAUAUUCUUAAAACAAAUGUAAAGAUUAUUUCACACUGUCUCCUCUGCCCUUUUUGUUUUCAUGUGUAGAAUGGUUAUUUUUAAUCUUUACAACUUCAUUCUUCAAAUAUGUCUGUCUAUCUGUCUUUCUUCCAUAUAUAUAUUUUGCAAGGAUCUUUGCAAGGAACAAUUGGAAUGGUAAAAAUAAAAUGAGAACUAGAAAUGUUA
Messenger RNA from Thamnophis sirtalis, 2688 nucleotides. RefSeq names its product SH3 domain binding protein 5 (gene SH3BP5). Gene Ontology annotation, biological process: intracellular signal transduction. The record is from RefSeq and is a predicted model, not a curated record. Lineage: Eukaryota; Metazoa; Chordata; Lepidosauria; Squamata; Natricidae. Gene Ontology annotation, molecular function: protein kinase inhibitor activity. Gene Ontology annotation, cellular component: cytoplasm.